Messenger RNA from Pyrus x bretschneideri (Chinese white pear), 1176 nucleotides. RefSeq names its product prostaglandin E synthase 2-like. The transcript is spliced from 6 exons. Gene Ontology annotation, molecular function: prostaglandin-E synthase activity. Lineage: Eukaryota; Viridiplantae; Streptophyta; Magnoliopsida; Rosales; Rosaceae. Gene Ontology annotation, cellular component: mitochondrion. The coding region runs from base 41 to 910 and encodes 289 amino acids. The record is from RefSeq and is a predicted model, not a curated record.
AGCCAUCUCCGCAACUCAGCACCGUCUGGUUCAAGCAGCGAUGUUGAGCACGUGCUCGAAUUCAAAUCCGCUGUGGUUCACACAGAGACUCGGCGAUCGCUUCGGCCUAUCGAGACCCUCCACUGCGGCUCCCUGUGCCGGAGGGCAUGUGUGCUUCUCUACAAACGCCGCCGCUUCUCUGGCCCAGGAACCGCACGCCCAUGAAAAGUUCCUCUCCAAAGACGUCGAGCUCUACCAGUACGAAGCUUGUCCUUUCUGCAACAAGGUUAGAGCAUUCUUGGAUUACUAUAACAUUCCGUACAAAGUUGUGGAGGUUAAUCCCAUUAGCAAAAAGGAGAUUAAUUGGUCCGAUUACAAGAAGGUGCCGAUCCUGAAAGUCGACGGCGAACAGAUGGUUGACUCUUCAGAAAUAAUUGAUAAGCUGUACCUAAGGAUCAAUAACGAGAACCCGGUCUUAAAUGGUGAAGAAGAAAUGAAGUGGCGCGGGUGGGUGGAUAAUCACUUGGUGCAUGUUUUAUCACCAAACAUAUAUAGAACUGUUUCAGAGGCUCUCGAGUCGUUUGACUACAUCACCAGUCAUGGAAACUUUAGUUUGUACGAAAGGAUGGUAGCGAAGUAUACCGGAGCUGCUGCUAUGUAUUUUGUGUCAAAGAAACUGAAGAAGAGACACAAUAUUACUGAUGAACGUGCAUCCUUGUAUGGAGCUGCAGAAACAUGGGUUGAUGCUCUCAAUGGCAGACAAUUUCUUGGUGGAUCAAAUCCUAAUUUAGCCGAUCUCGCUGUAUUUGGUGUUUUGAGGCCCAUUCGACACCUUAAAUCCGGCAAAGAUAUGGUGGAGAACACGCGGAUUGGUGAAUGGUAUGCUCGAAUGGAAAGUGCAGUGGGAGAGUCUGCUAGAGUCAAGGCCUAAAGGCGGAAAAGAUUUGCUGGUUCAGAUAUCACUAAUAAAUGAUACAUCGUUUGAAGUUUACCUAGUAUGUUACUAAUAAUAUGCAUCAUCAAAGAUUGAGACUUUGCAAGAAGGGUUUUUUUGUUUGUUUUUAGAAGGUGUUAUGGUUUGGAUCAUUUGGGUGGGACUAUGUAGAAGUCAUUGUACUAGGCCAAAUAUUUGGACCAAGAACAAGUUUGUCAAGUUUUUCAUGAAAAGAUGUAUCUACAUCGUUAUUUACUUUUCAA